AUGGCACAAGCAAUUGAGGAGGAAGACAGGCAAUGGUGCAGUUUAACAGCAAAAGGCCUAAAGGCAAAGUUGAGUAUAGUAGAACUUUGGAAGCCUAAGUGUGAGGACCUGCUGCUAUUGCAGAUAAAAUCAAAAAGAAUAAUUAAACCAAUUGAAAAAUCUCAGGAAGAUGAGUUCUUACGGCAUUUGUCAGAAGAGGAAAAAGAAUGCCUCAGUUAUUUGAUUGAAACCAUUGACUCAUUAGAGGUGGAUUUGGAGCGAGAUGAUGAGGAGGGGCUGGCAAAGGGGGAUGGCGCUAUCAGUGAUGGUUUUUAUGAGUUUCUAGGAAUGGUAUGCAGCAGUCGACAAACCGAAGAUACAGCAAGCGCAGAUGGUGCGGCUACCUGUGACAGUAUUGGAAUUAUUGGAAAUGUGGAUAUAAUCACCAGUAGCCCGCCUGCUCAAGUGAUCAGUAACAGAGAUACAGAGUCAAUUCCAGUGGGUGAUACAACACCUAACCAAGCAGCAACGUUCAAAGAGAGCAAGCAGGGGAAGGAAUCAAUGAGACAUCAAGGAUGCGACACGAUAAUAGCAUUGGAAACCAAGCCCUCAGACCAGUCCAGAGAGACUUCACCUGAUGAACAAAGUUCAUCCAGAACACUUACUUUGCUUCCUGCUCAUGCUAAAAAGUUUGAUACCAUUUUGAGGUCAGGGGUUAGUGUGCAGGAGCUCCGAGCCCAGGUUCUAGCCCGCCUUAGUGGGUCUGGCCAGAAGAAACCAAGUGGUCAGAUGGAGGGUUUGGCUGCUCAGUCCGACUCCCUCCGAUUGCUUGGAAGGCCUGAGCAAAAGGCAGCAAGGCAAGAUGCCCUUCAAAGACUAGGACUUGUGAAAUUUGCUGGAGGCUUGUCUAACAGCAACAACUCCUCAUCCUCUCAACCUUUUGCAACAGAAGGAACUCAACAGUUAAAAUCUUUGCAAUCACCAAAAGAAACAGAUCAUAGAGAAGCUUUGAAAAAGCUGGGUCUGUUAAACUUGGGAUCUUGAAAAAUUGUCACAGAAAGCUGCAGGAUUAGAGGACUUGUCGAUAUAUUAUUUUUCUAAAAUUUCUCUACUUGUGCAGUCACUGGUCAGUUAGUUGCUGGUUGGCAUUCUCAGGAAGGUUCCCUGCCCUCAAUAAGGCCAGUAAAAUGUGUCAAAUGCCUUUCAGUAUACUCAGGAAAAUUUGUUAAUGAAGCAGCCUUCUAUAAACACACUUCUCUUUUUCUGCCGUUGGGCAUUAAUAAUUCACUGAGUCAUUCCUAAAAUACUUGUGACAGUAAACAAGAACAUUUACUCAACAAAGCACAUUUAACAAGGACAUGGGGUUGACCCUCUAACUUUUGAAUGGAAGUAGGAGUCUGAGCAUCAGUCUCUAAAUUUAAAUAAAAAGGGUGAGCAGCUUAUUGAUGCCUUGCAGCUUUGAAUCUGGACUAGGAGCACAAUUAUGGGUUAAAGCCCACAUCCUGGCACUGCAUUGUGCAGGCCCUAGAAACUGCUGUGCGCUGCUGCAUUGUGUUCCUUCCCUCUGGCAAAUUGAAAUUACAUAGAGAUCAUACGUCAAGUGAUCAAAUAUUUGUUGGAUUUCCAUUAAUCAUGGUGUCUUUAGUAUCCUGCAUCUGCUUACUGUUUUAUUGGUCACUCUAUUGUUUACGUAACUUAUCCAUUUCCUAUAUAUAUGCAUACACUUAUAUACACAACAUAGGAGUACUUGUGUACAUCAGUCACACUUUGAAUUAAUAAACAUUUCUUUCCAAUCACAAUUCAUAUUCUGCCCAAUAUGCUGUUUGCCGUGGCUUGAAGAAAAAAGAACAACUGAUGUGUAUUUUUUGUUAACUUCAAUGAAAAAGAGAAUUGGCAGGUUGUGACAUAAUAUUGUUGUCCAAGAUCAAUUUCAGGCUUAAAUUUCAUACUACUCCUAAAUUAGCAGUUCCAGAAACAAUGCCCUGUCUCUUUUCUGCUGCUGCAUUUUGCAUGCUGUUUUUGUUUUUGUAAUACUUAUUCAUCCAUUCAAGCUCUGUUUUUACAUUAACUAAAAUACGAGGUUCUGAUGAAGGACGUAUAUCACAAACAUGUUGCCUAUUUUUCUCCCUCAGGCGUUGAUUGACAUCUUAUUUGAUUUCAAGCAUUUUCUGUUUUUCUUGCAUGACUCUGAAAUUUUCCCUUUUAC
Messenger RNA from Rhincodon typus (whale shark), 2185 nucleotides. RefSeq lists its product as uncharacterized. Lineage: Eukaryota; Metazoa; Chordata; Chondrichthyes; Orectolobiformes; Rhincodontidae. The coding region runs from base 1 to 1023 and encodes 340 amino acids. The transcript is spliced from 3 exons. The record is from RefSeq and is a predicted model, not a curated record.